This is a messenger RNA of Protopterus annectens (West African lungfish), 6505 nucleotides long. RefSeq names its product SET domain containing 1B, histone lysine methyltransferase (gene SETD1B). The coding region runs from base 378 to 6302 and encodes 1974 amino acids. Gene Ontology annotation, molecular function: RNA binding; protein binding; histone H3K4 methyltransferase activity. The transcript is spliced from 21 exons. NCBI's taxonomy places the organism in Eukaryota, Metazoa, Chordata, Ceratodontiformes, Protopteridae. The record is from RefSeq and is a predicted model, not a curated record. Gene Ontology annotation, cellular component: Set1C/COMPASS complex.
ACCCCCCACCCCCCCUCCACCAACGGGGCCUCCACCCCCUUCGCAGUAAGCCUCGGACGGGCCGUGCCGUCAUAGCUGUGAGUAGGGGGUCGCGCUUGGGUAGUGUUGUGUCGUCGGGAAGGACCGUAGUACAGGCGGCAGGAGGGGGACAUAUGAAACGUUGAAAGUGCCCGCUUGAGUACGGGGACUAAAGCCGUGGCGAGUGUUGGCUGCCUGGUGUAUUGUGGGAUGCCUUGAGCGAGCAGAAGCACAUACAUAUAAUAUGUGUUGGCUCGUAAAAAAGAAGGCUGGAGCCCGUCAAACCAUGUCAUGUUAGUUGAAAAAUGUAGCCGAGCUCACCUUUUACAGAAAAAGGAGACGAUCGCAGGUCGACUACGAUGUCUUUUAAGGAGAUCAAACCUGCAGAAAAAGCAAGGCACCCGGAGGAACAUGGCAAAAAACAGAGUUCAAGUUGGAUCAACGGGAUGGAGUGCAGUAGUAGCCAAGCCAGUAGCUCUGGAGAGAAAAGAAGUCACAAUUGGAGAAGCUACAAGUUGAUUAUUGACCCUGCUUUGAAAAAGGGACAACAUAAACUGUAUCGUUAUGAUGGGCAGCAAUUUAGUGUGCCUAAUUCGGGUAUCCCGCCUGUAGAGUCCGUUGGAGAUCCACGAAUGGGACGAAUAUGGACCAAAAACCGAGAUUUAGACUUGCCGAUACCUAAAUUUAAGAUUGACGAGCACUAUGUGGGACCCGUGCCUCCCAAACAGGUGACAUUUGCGAAGCUGAACGACAACAUCAGAGAGAAUUUUCUGACAGACAUGUGCAAAAAGUAUGGUGAGGUGGAAGAAGUGGAGAUACUGUACAAUCCCAAAAAUAAGAAGCACCUUGGAAUUGCCAAAGUCGUCUUUGCCACAGUGAAAGGAGCCAAGGAAGCAGUACAGCAUCUUCACAAUACUUCUGUUAUGGGCAACAAGAUACACGUGAUAUCGGAUACAAAAGGUGGGCAAAAAGUACAGACCUUUUGGGUGUACGUGUCCUACAGUUAUGUCCCACAGACUUUACAAAUGGGUUCUGAGAGUGAUAUAUCACCAACUAGCAAUACUACUUUACAGUUGGCAGAUAGCCUACAAAGACUGACUGAAAGUAUCCAAGCUGUAGGAUUAGCACUAACCCCAAAUAGCAGUACUCCCUUUUCUCAAGACACUGCAUACUCUAGCUGUUGGCAAGACACACCCAACUCAUUUGGUCAGUACACCCCACAGUCUCAAGGAACACCUGUUACACCAAGGCAAGGGACACCGUUUUCCCAGGAUUCAAGCUAUUCUAGUCGGCAGACAACACCAGUCUACCAUUAUGGACCAGAGGCUGCAUACAAACCUAGGAGGCAUGAGACUAAAUUCAAAGACGCUUACAAUCAGCGGCCAGGACAUCAUUAUGUGCAUAGUUCGACAUUAUUCAGAAGUGCAGAAUCUUCUUUUAAUACCACAUGCAAACCACAGCAGUCAGAAUCCUCACCUUUUCCUCACACACCUCCAAUUAGUCACUCAGGUUCAACUUACAAGUCUGCAUUUUCCCCUUACCAAGCCCCAUCUGUAUAUACUCCACCUGCUGAGCAACAGUAUCCUCAAACACCUAGAGAUGUUGAAUACCGAAGGCCUGCACCAGUAACUUCAGAAUCUCUUGUACAGAGUAAUGUAAAUAUUGAUUUUGUACCAGUUAAAGAAAAGGUUGAAGACCCGCCCCUUCCAGAUAUCCAUGUAUCUAGAGAACACAUUGCUGCAUCUUUUGCCCGAACACCAGAACGAUGUGAAUCUCCUGGAACACCAACCAUGGAGUCUGAAAUGCAGCAUAACAGUUUAGACUCAAGGAUAGAGAUGCUUCUAAAAGAGCAACGAACAAAGCUUCCAUUUUCAUUUCUUAAUGAACGGGAAUCUGAUCAUGAACUUCGAAUGGAAUGCAGUCCAAUAUCAUCAUCUUCCUCUCAACUUUCUCCAGUAUCCUUUCUUCCUAAUUCUCAGACUCAUUUCAGAGUCCCCACACCAUUAUCAAGACCUUCCAGCACCGGACUAGAGGACAUUAGUCCUACACCAUUACCAGAUUCUGAUGAAGAAGAUGAUGAUGAAGAGCUUAUUCCUGGAGUAUCUAUAUUGAGUCACACUUCAAGGGCAGCUUCUGAAGCAAGCAUUACUCCUGUGGAUCAGUGCAAUCAAAUAAGCAGUACUUCAAAAGGUGAAAACUUGGAAGUUAAGGAUCUGUCACUUGGAGCUCAUGCCCUCGUUUCUGAAAAAAUUGAUGAGGGCCAGCAGUCGUCUGGUGAGGAUAUGGAGAUAUCUGAUGAUGAAGCUAACUGUGAACUAAUAGCAAGUGCAGAAUGUGCCAAACCCAUAGUCGUCAACCCUCCAGUUUCUGCUUCUACAGUUAUAACCAUUCCUCCUCCUGGAUUCCCUCAUCUGCCGCCGCCUCCACCACCACCUCCACCACCACCACAGACAGUAUUUCCAUUGCCUCCACCUCUUCCACCCCCUCCACCCCCACCUCCUCCUCCAACCCAUCCAGCUGUUACAGUUCCACCACCUCCACUGCCAGCACCUCCUGGAGUGCCACCUCUUCCUCUCCUUCCUCCACCACCUCCAUUUCCUCCAAGCAUUGUCCCGAUGAUUCCAGUGGAAAUGAUAAAUGUUCUAAACCAUCAGUGGGGCAGUGCACCAAUGUCUUUUCAAAUGCAGACUCAGAUGUUGAGCCGUAUUAUGCAGGGACAACAGACAUACCAGCAUCCUCCAGUUGUUGCAAGAGGAGUACAGUUUCGUAAUCUUCCCCCUUUCCGCCCAUUUACUCCAGGUACAAGCUCAAACCUGAACUUAACAUGGAUGCCUUUCCCCAAAUUUGAUCCAUCUGUGCCACCACCAGGAUAUGAACCUAAAAAAGAAGAUCCGCAUAAAGCCACUGUGGAUGGAGUUUUGCAGGCUGUUGUGAAAGAACUGAAAGCUAUCAUGAAGCGAGAUUUAAACAAGAAAAUGGUUGAAGUGGUGGCUUUUAGAGCAUUUGAUGACUGGUGGGACAGAAAAGAACGCUUAGCGAAGGCAAAUCUUACUCCAGUAAAAUCUGGAGAUGGCAAAGAUGAAGAGAAGCCUAAGCCAAAGGAUCCUAUGUCAUCAAGUCUUUUUGAGAGCUGGAGCAAAGGGGAAGGGCUGGGCUGUGAGGGAAUGGGCUUAAAUAUUGGCCUUCGUGGAACCAUCAGAAUGCUCUCCUUCAAGGUGAAGCGGAAGGAACCCCCAGAGGUUGCAACAUCAGGAGAUCAGAAGAGAUUGCGACCCUCCACACCAGUUGAUGAUGAAGAUGAAGAGCCAGAGCGAGAUACAGAUACAUCAGAUUUUGUCAAGGCAGAUCUGGAUGCGGUGGGUCCAAAACGCCGUCAUUCACGACCCAAGGAGUUGGACAGUGAAGGGGAGGAAGAAGAGGAAUUAUCUGGAAAGGAAGAAGAGGAAUCCUCCGAUAAAGAUGAAGAAUUGGAUAGAGACAAAAUAUCGGAGAAAAUGCAGUCAUACAAGGAGGAUGAUGAUGCAGAUGAUGAAGAGGAAGAUGAGGAUGAAGAUGCUGAAGCUGAAACUAGUGAGAAAGAUGACCAAGACUCUGAAGAAGAUGUUGCCAGCCUGGCCUCAUCCAAAAUUGAAGCAGAAUCCUCAGAAGAGAGUGAUGAGUCUUCUGACUAUGAAUUCAGCUCAGAAUCUGAAGAGGAGGAAGAGGAAGAUGAAGAGGAAAAACCAUCUGUAAUUUUGGAGGUGGAGUCUGAGGACGAUGAAGCUACAGCAGUGAUUGCAGACAAGGCCAUAUCCGAAGUUGAACCUGUGACUGUGGCUGUGGAGGAAAAUGCAGAAGAAAAGGUGUUAGUUGAAGAUAAGGUUGCAGCAGAUAUUAGAACUGAAGAAAAAUUUAUUAGAACUGCAGAAUCUUCAGUGCUGGCACAAACAUUAGUGCAAGAAUGUCACUCUGUAAAUGCAGAAAAGGUCAUAGAGGAGGCAGAGGCUGAAACAACAAAGGUCAAAAUAGAAGGAGACUCAGAUAAACUGGGGCCUAAAAAGGAACAGAAGAAAGACCAGAAGUCUGUCUCAUCCCCUAAAAGGAUAUUAGUAGAAGAGCCUGAACCUGUUAUAACACUGGACGUCAGAGAGAGUGAAAAUGUAGAGUAUUCAAAGUUGGAGCCACCGAAAGAGCUUAAAGGACUCAAGCCACCUACUCCAACUGGAGGCUUUGGUGCACUGUUAACCAGCAGGUCUGAUGACAGUGAUUUAGAAGUGCGAGUCAGAAAUAAGUUCUCCUCACCUGCAACAGACGAUGAUGAUAACUUUCCCAGGACUCCUGGCAGGGAGGUAUUGGCUCAUUUAGAAUGUGAUCUUCCUAUCCCACUUGAGCAUCAAAGACCAUUACUUGCAGUACCUCCUUCACCAAACGGUGAGGAUAUAUCAGCUCUUGCAGAGACCGCAUCAGAACAUAUGCCUUUACCCAAGUCAUCACCCGAGGAAGAUCUUCCAAGGACUCCAGGUCGUGAUAUUAUUACAAAGUCUACAAAAUCUUUGUCAAAAUCCCAGAGUACAGAAGCAGUUCCAUCCACACCAGGAAGUGAUGCCCCACUAACAGGAAACAGCCUAACUUUGAGUUCUCCUCACGUUCCAGGGAGCCCAUUUUCAUAUCCUUCUCAGUCACCAGGUCUCAAUAGUGCUGUUCCUAGGACUCCUGGCAGAGAUUUUACUUUUACUCCUACUUUCCCUGAAGCAGGUUCUUUAGCUAACAGGAAGCAUCUGGUGACUGGUUUAGAAGGAAAAAUAUUUAAAGAACCUUAUUGUGCUUCCUUACUACCUGGUGUAAAUAGUUUUACACCAAUUGCUCCACCUCCAAGCCCACCAACAUUAGUUGUCCAGAAAGACUUAGACUUACCAUCUGAUUCUGCUGUGGACUCGGUAAGCUCUGCAAGUGAAUCAGAUGACAGAAAGAUCCUCACAGAGGACAGCAAAACAGAAACAAGUCCUGCACUGUCUUCUCCAGAGGCUUUGCUGCCAUUCAGAAAGAAAACUGGCAGGUCAAAACUAAAACUGUCUCCUAAUCAUUGUGUCGAACCCAGUGUUGUACCUCCUACAUCCACGCCAUUGAUUGAUGCAGAUUUUAGCAAAGACUUGUUCAACAGACAUGCUGCUGGCAUUUAUGGAGUAAAGGAUCCUGCAGAGGUCACUUUAGAUUUUAGGGAAGAUGGUUGUGACAGGGAACCCGAAACAUUAUUUGAUAAAUUCAAGUUUCAUGAUGACUUGGAACACCAAUGGGCUGAAGGGCUCACAGCACAUGACUUUUCUAAAAAGAAAUUUAGUCAAAGGCAUAAUAAGUAUGAGGAAGAAAUCAUAAGAUUUCCUUCACCGGGGUAUUCACCUCCCUUACCUGCCUUCCGAAUGCGCACAGAGUUUGAGGAGAUGGCAAUUUUGUAUGACAUAUGGAAUGGAGGUAUAGAUGAGGAAGACAUUAAGUAUAUGUGUAUUACAUAUGAAAAACUGCUGCAACAGGAUAACGGCAUGGACUGGCUCAAUGACACACUAUGGGUCUGUCAUCCACCUUCCUCUAGUUCUGCCCCAAAGAAGAAGAGGGAUGAUGGAUUACGUGAACAUGUCACAGGAUGUGCUCGAAGUGAAGGUUACUACAAAAUUGACAAGAAGGAUAAGCUCAGAUACCUCAUUGAGACCCGCACACUGGAAGAGGAGCCUCCAAUUGAUACACAGGGAAUGAGUAUUCCAGCACAACCACAUGCUUCAACGCGAGCUGGCUCUGAACGGCGAUCAGAACAGCGCCGUCUCCUAUCCUCCUUUACAGGAAGCUGUGAUAGUGACCUCCUGAAGUUUAACCAGCUGAAGUUCCGCAAGAAGAAGUUAAAAUUCUGCAAAAGUCAAAUCCAUGACUGGGGUCUCUUUGCAAUGGAACCAAUUGCAGCAGAUGAAAUGGUCAUUGAAUAUGUAGGCCAGAACAUUCGACAGGUUAUUGCAGAUAUGCGGGAGAAGCGAUAUGAGGACGAAGGGAUUGGGAGUAGUUAUAUGUUCAGAGUGGACCAUGACACCAUCAUUGAUGCUACAAAGUGUGGGAACUUUGCCAGGUUCAUCAAUCAUAGCUGCAAUCCCAACUGCUAUGCUAAAGUCAUCACUGUGGAGUCUCAGAAGAAAAUUGUCAUAUACUCCAAGCAACCAAUCAGUGUGAAUGAAGAAAUAACAUACGACUACAAGUUUCCAAUUGAGGAUAACAAAAUCCCAUGCCUGUGUGGUUCAGAAAGCUGCAGAGGAACCCUUAACUAAGAGGGAUACUCAUUAUAGCAUCUUCAGCCAUAUUGGACUGCAAUUUCCCGGGCAUGGUCGCACUUCGCCAAAAAAAAGAAAACAAUUCGCACUUCUGCUGGACUCACAAAGCAUAAAGCGCACAUGUAUGUCAAUACUGUGUUUACAAUUCAGGUGCUUUUCCUUUGUAAAGUUAAAAAAGGUGUUUACCACUCUCCGUCACA